AUGUCGGACGAACAACACGAAAAUCAGGGCAACUUGUUCAGUGCGCAGGACGUUGAUGAACUCGCAGAAGAUGACCAGCUCGACGAGGAGAUGGCCGACGAAUUGGACCACAACGCCAACGACGACGCUGCACAGGAACAGCAGGACGACUCGGCAGACAAGCUGCCUGCUGCGUUGCCACAGUUCCCCGACCUCACCAGAAGCGACAAGACGUUAGAAGAAGUGUUGCAGAUGAUGAGCGACGACGAGUUCACGCCUAUUAUCCCAGACAGCGUGACCGACUACUAUCUGGCGAAAAACGGGUUCCAAACCUCAGACUUGAAAAUUAAGAGACUUUUGGCUCUGGCUACGCAAAAGUUCAUCAGCGACAUCGCCACCGACGCCUACGAAUACUCGCGCAUCCGGUCCAACACCGCCGUGUACAAUUCAUCGAACCCGCACGUGAGAGCGCGUGCCUUGAUGAUGGCCACCUCCAACAUGGCCAGUGCUCCAGACGACGCCGACGAGGGCGGUGUCCAGGGGGCUUCAGGGUCUGCCGGCGAAGCACAGUCGAGCACAGCACUCGGAGGAGGCAAUCAGCAGCAUAAUAACCAAAAAGUGUCGCUCACCGUCGAGGACCUCAGUAGCGCACUCGACGAGUACGGCCUCAACGUCAACAGACCGCAGUUCUACAGAUAA
Messenger RNA from Ogataea philodendri, 678 nucleotides. RefSeq lists its product as uncharacterized. Gene Ontology annotation, molecular function: promoter-specific chromatin binding; RNA polymerase II general transcription initiation factor activity. Gene Ontology annotation, cellular component: nucleus; transcription factor TFIID complex; SAGA complex. Gene Ontology annotation, biological process: transcription initiation at RNA polymerase II promoter. The transcript has a single exon. The record is from RefSeq and is a predicted model, not a curated record. The coding region runs from base 1 to 678 and encodes 225 amino acids. Lineage: Eukaryota; Fungi; Ascomycota; Pichiomycetes; Pichiales; Pichiaceae.